This is a messenger RNA of Botrytis porri, 609 nucleotides long. RefSeq lists its product as uncharacterized. Gene Ontology annotation, molecular function: mRNA binding; structural constituent of ribosome. Gene Ontology annotation, biological process: negative regulation of translation; translation. The record is from RefSeq and is a predicted model, not a curated record. Bases 1 to 609 code for a protein of 202 amino acids. The transcript has 5 exons. Gene Ontology annotation, cellular component: cytosolic large ribosomal subunit; ribosome. NCBI's taxonomy places the organism in Eukaryota, Fungi, Ascomycota, Leotiomycetes, Helotiales, Sclerotiniaceae.
AUGUCGACCUUCGAGCCAGUCAUCACGAUCGAUGCCAAGGGUCACCUUCUUGGUCGACUUGCAAGCACUGUUGCAAAGCAGUUGCUCAACGGCCAGAAGAUCGUCGUUGUACGAUGUGAGGCCUUGAACAUCUCUGGAGAGUUCUUCCGUGCGAAGCUCAAGUACCACGCCUACCUCCGAAAGAUGACCAGAUACAACCCAACCCGUGGAGGUCCUUUCCAUUUCCGUGCCCCAUCCAGAAUCUUCUACAAGACCGUCCGUGGUAUGAUUCCUCACAAGACCGCCCGUGGUGCUGCCGCCAUGGAGAGACUUAAGGUUUUCGAGGGUGUCCCACAACCAUACGACAAAGUCAAGCGCGUUGUCGUUCCCCAAGCUUUGAGAGUGUUGAGAUUAAAGCCUGGACGCAAAUACUGCACUGUCGGUAGAUUGAGCCACGAGGUCGGAUGGAAAUACCAAGAUGUUGUCGCUAGACUUGAGGAGAGAAGAAAGGUUAAGAGCGCAGCAUACUACGAGCGUAAGAAGGCAGCACGCAAGCAGCUUUCAGAAGCCCAGAAGUCCGCUAAGAUCGACGAUAAGACCAAGACCGAGUUAGCUGCUCUCGGCUACUAA